Messenger RNA from Hibiscus syriacus, 1353 nucleotides. Its product is annotated as BTB/POZ domain-containing protein At1g21780-like. NCBI's taxonomy places the organism in Eukaryota, Viridiplantae, Streptophyta, Magnoliopsida, Malvales, Malvaceae. The coding region runs from base 126 to 1106 and encodes 326 amino acids. Gene Ontology annotation, molecular function: protein binding. The transcript is spliced from 4 exons. The record is from RefSeq and is a predicted model, not a curated record.
UCAACUGAUAAAGCAUCCGACUUUGCUAAGAGAAAGAGAGCGUGAAACAAACGUCUUCUCUUCCCUCUACGUCUACGCCAUCACUCACACAAACUACAAACAAAGGAGAAAAAAAGAAGGGAAAAAUGGGUGAUUCAAAGGUUGAAACGAUCUCCAGAUUAGCUCAAUGGAAGAUCGACAACUUUGGUCCUUGUUCCUUCAGAAAAUCCGACCCUUUCAAGCUCGGUCUUUGGAACUGGCACUUGUCUGUAGAGAAGAAUCGAUAUUUGUAUAUUCGUUUGUUCCCUGAGCCAUCUCGGGUGUCUAAGGAGCAGCCUCCUCAUGCUAAAUUCGUACUUCGGAUCUCAAAUGUUGGUGUUAAUCGUAGACUUUAUAUCUCCCCAGUUCAUGAUAGACCACUGCGAACAUGUGACGACUUUUGUUGGCCUGUUGAUUUUAUGUUCCAUGGUCGCUUCAUUAUUGAUGUCGAGUUCCUGGACCUAAGGAUCUGCCCUAUAAAUGGUGGUGAAUCUGUUUCCAUAUGGCCCGUUGAUGGAGCAAUGCAGUCUCUGUCAACUCAAGGCACCCUGCGCUGCCUUGCUCGCAUGCUUGAUGAAGGUCUUCAUGCAGAUGUUACUAUCCAGACUUCUGAUGGCACUCUAAGAGCACACAAGGCGGUUUUAUCCGCAAGUUCAUCCGUUUUCGAGAGCAUGUUCCAUCACAACCUUAAGGAAAAGGAGUCAUCCACAAUCCAUAUAGAUGACAUGUCCCUGGAAUCUUGCAUGGCCCUUCUCAGUUACUUGUAUGGAACGAUAAAGCAAGAGGACUUUUGGAAGCAUAGACUGGCGUUACUGGGAGCCGCAAAUAAAUAUGACAUUGUAGAUUUAAAAGAUGCUUGUGAGGAAAGCCUGUUAGAAGACAUCAACUCGCAGAAUGUCCUUGAGAGGCUGCAGGAAGCUUGGCUUUACCAAUUAACAAAGCUGAAGAAGGGGUGCAUGACAUACUUGUUUGAUUUCACCAAGAUUUACGACAUUAGAGAGGAAAUCAAUAGCUUUUUCUUGCAGGCGGACCGAGAACUGAUGCUUGAUAUGUUUCAAGAGGUGCUGACGGUUUGGAAACCGAUAUGACUUCCCUUUCGGUUUUAUUUUACCUUCGAGUUGCUGGUGAUCGGACAAGUAAGCGAGGCACUUUAUGGUAUAAUUUGAUGUAUAUUACUCGAAUAAACACCACAUUUUGUUUCCCGAUAUCUGUACAUAGGCCCGCAUGCUAAGGUCUUUUCGUACCAGAAUCGGUAGCUUGAGGGGUGUGUAACUCCGUGUAGUGACUGGUACAAAAACUUUGUUUGUAAGCAAUGUACGCUUUGGUUGUUGAGUG